CUAAACCCACAACAGUAAAAUCAGUCUGUAGAUGCAGUAAAGCAUGCUUGUUAUACGCACUGUAAAACCUAAGGGGUUAAUCCUGUGCAUUUUGUAAAAAAAGCUGUUUGAUCCUGUCUUCUCUGAACCUGCCCUUCUUCCAGUGUCCCCCUCCUAUCGCCUGAUAAGCCAUAUCGUGAGGAGACACUCUGUACAUGCUUAGUUUAGUGUGUAUUGCUAGAGGUUUUUUUUUUUCUUCUUGGGAGAGUGCAUGUGAUCAGCACAGGGCCAAUCAGCACUGUCCAGACAGAGGUCAGGGGUCCUGCACCCUCCUACAGCAGAAUGAAAACGCACUCCUACAAGCUUUAACCAGUGCUCGGAUGGACACUGAUAGAAGUCACAAAAAUGGUAUUUAGAAGUUUAUUUGUACUAAAAUAAUUGCAUUUCCAUGUUCUGUGUACUGUGGGGGCCAGAUAUGGUGAAU
This is a messenger RNA of Staurois parvus, 463 nucleotides long. The record is from the annotation of a GenBank genome assembly. Lineage: Eukaryota; Metazoa; Chordata; Amphibia; Anura; Ranidae.